CCAAAAUAGAUAAAAGAAUACAGGCUGAUGAUGUUCAUAGCACCACUGUAACAGGUCACAACACGUUAGCUUCAGGCGGUAUAACCAGAGCCAUCGUUUGGGAAGGUAUAUUGACACUUAGUUAGAGUACAAUCGAUAUUUAAAUCAGCAUGACAGGCACUGCACCACUGAAGGUGGGGAUCAUAGGUUUAGGAGACAUGGGCAUUUUGUAUGCCAAGCUAUUUGCAGGCACAGGCUUAACGGUCGUUGCCUGCGAUAGAGAAGAAAGAUAUGCAGAGUUGAAGGCUGAUUUGACUGAGGUGGAAAACCUUGAAGUUGUCAAAGAUGGUUUCGGCGUGGCUCGUUUGGCUGAUUUGCUGAUAUUCUCCGUGGAGACAAGGGUGGUGGAUGCCGUGGUCAAGCAGUAUGGCCCAGCCGUGAAGUAUGGAUGUAUCGUUGCUGGUCAAACGUCUGUCAAGGGACCGGAGAUUGACGCGUUCGACAAGUACUUACCGUCGGAUGUGAAUGUCGUCACGUGCCACUCACUGCAUGGUCCUGGAGUAUCCCCCGUUGGUCAAACAAUGGUUGUGAUGCGACACCGUGCUUCGGAUGAGGCUUUCGACACCGCUGUGUCUACCUACAAAAUGCUGGGCUCAAAAUUAGUCUUCAUGUCUUGCGAGGAGCACGACAAAGUCACAGCGGAUACACAGGUAGCUACUCAUCUGGGAUUCCUUGCCAUGGGUACGGCCUGGAUGCACAUGGGCCUAUUCCCUUGGGAACAUGCGGCCUUUCUAGGGGGCGUGGACAACGUCAAGAUUCUUAUGGCGCUGCGGAUUUAUAGCAUGAAAUCACACGUGUAUUCUGGAUUGGCGCUAUUAAACAAACAUGCAAAACGUCAGGCACUGCAGUAUUCAAAAUCUGUGACAGCGCUGUUGCAGUAUAUGAUAACAGAGAAUGAGGAAGCCUUCGCCAAACGGAUACACGAGGCCGGUGAUGCAGUAUUCCAUAAUCUGUCAGCAUCAACUCAUGAAAUUCGCAGAGAGAGCGAUCUAUUGCUUUCGGAUGAGGUUCUUGGAGAGUACGGAUUGGGCGUGAUCCCGGCGGAUCAGCGCACUCCAAAUUCACACCUCAGCAUCAUAGCUAUGGUGGACUGUUGGCAUCAGUUAGGGGUGAAUCCAUAUAAUAAUCUUGCCUGUCAGACUCCAGUAUUCCGCCUACGUCUGGGCAUCGCUCAGUAUCUAUUCAAAGACAGAGCGUUGUUAGACGAGUCGAUUAGAUGCGCUGUGUAUGCUAAGGAGAUCCGAGCCGAUGACAUGGAGUUCCAUGCCGCCGUGAGAGAGUGGGUUACCAUCAUAUGCAAAGGGGAUGAAAGCGCGUACGAGCAGCAAUUCAACGAGACUAGAAGCUUCUUCGAAGAUAAACUGGUUGAAGGCAGAGAGGCAAGCAGUCGACUGAUCAGCAAAUUGAUCACCGCACCACAGCCCAAAAGGUGAUAAGUUAUUUUCAGCAGAGAUAUUGAGACGUUGAAACUUCAUGAGCGAUGUUGAGGUAGAAGGCAGAUGUUGAAGAAUCUAUUUGAUGGCACUUCAAAUAAGUGUGGUACAUAAUGGCAAAUGGACAACCGAUAUGUCAAAUCAGCAACUAGUACCGUUUCAGAACCUUGUAUUAACUUGCUAGCAUACUGUCGGUAGGUAUAGCCGAGUCACAAUCAUAGUUUGUUGACGAGAUGUUGGCAGGAUUUUAUAGUGAGAAUACAUCAGAAAAGUAUUCACGCUAUUAGGAUUUUAAACGCCUGGUUGGUCGCAUUUGGGAUGCGUGCGUCUCGUACCUUUUUAGCAGCUGAACGACUAAUAAAACCGCUUAAGUAGUA
Sphaeroforma arctica JP610 is the source of this 1849-nucleotide messenger RNA. RefSeq lists its product as hypothetical. Gene Ontology annotation, biological process: L-tyrosine biosynthetic process. NCBI's taxonomy places the organism in Eukaryota, Ichthyosporea, Ichthyophonida. The transcript is spliced from 9 exons. The record is from RefSeq and is a predicted model, not a curated record. Gene Ontology annotation, molecular function: prephenate dehydrogenase (NAD+) activity; NAD+ binding; prephenate dehydrogenase (NADP+) activity. Bases 150 to 1472 code for a protein of 440 amino acids.